This is a messenger RNA of Plasmodium coatneyi, 2298 nucleotides long. RefSeq lists its product as uncharacterized. Gene Ontology annotation, molecular function: RNA binding. The record is from RefSeq and is a predicted model, not a curated record. The coding region runs from base 1 to 2298 and encodes 765 amino acids. NCBI's taxonomy places the organism in Eukaryota, Apicomplexa, Aconoidasida, Haemosporida, Plasmodiidae. The transcript has a single exon.
AUGGAACAAAAUGGAUGCAGCUUAUUAAUAAAAAAUUUAAGCUUCCACACUAGUCCAGAAAAAAUAAGAAAAAUCUUCCAAAGCUUUGGAAAAGUACGAGAUGUUUAUUUACCCCUAGACCAUUACACAAGGAGGCCGAGAGGCUUCGGUUUCGUAGAAUAUUACGAACCCCAGUAUGCAAAAGAAGCCUUGACCAUUUUAAACCAUUCUAAAAUAGACGGUAAUGAAGUCAACAUAAUCAUUGCUCAGAACAGGAGGAAGUCGCCAGAGACGAUGAAGAGGUACCAACAGAUUGCACGUAAGGGUGAUAGGUGGUCGUACAAGGGGCAUCCUCCUUAUCGGAGUGAAAGUAAAGGCAAAAUCAUUCACAGAAGAAGAGAUACAUCCAGUGAAGAAGAAGAGGAAGGGAGAGGCAAAUGUUACCAAAGUAUGAGUCGUUACCAAAGUAAGAGUCGUAUAAUGCAUAAAAUGAGCAAAAAGGAGAAAAGAUUGAAGAGGAAAAAAGUGGCUCGCAGAUAUUGUCGGUCUCGUAAAAAGUACUCGGAAAGCGCUUCUACCUACAGUGCGUCUUCCUCGUACCGUUCGUCCUACAGCAGGGGGAGUAAUCGUCGAAGCAAUCGAAGACGACGACCUCGUCGACGAAGUGGAAGUCGACGCUGGAAGCGAGACGCUGUAAGAAGUACGAGCAGAACCAUUAGUUACAGCACCAGUUACAGCGCCAGCAGCUACGAAAGCGACAAAGGGAGAAGAAGAACAACCAAAAGGAAAAACCCAAGACGGAGACAAAGAAAAGGCGAAAAAGAAGCAACCACCAAAGUUGUGAAGAAGCAAAGCAGCGAGACCUUCAGUAGAAGCGUCAGUCUGAGUAACAGCGAAGGAGAAAGAAGAGACGGAGGCUUUGUAAAGGAUCCUCAGAAAGGCAUCGAAAGACGAAGUGGAAAAGACCCGGGAAAAGAAUCUCGCGAAGACACUGACAGGCACACCUGUAAAGACAUGCGCGGAAAAAUAUGUAAAAGCUUUUCUCUCAGCAGGAACAGCCAUGAAUCCAAUAAAGACCCUCAGAACUGCAUGCACAAUAGAGGAAGCUACUCCACGGAGGAGGAAAACCAACCUGGGGAACAGACUCACCACAACCAUGGAGAGUCACUCAAACGUGAUGACAGAGUAGAGACAAUUAAAGCGAAGAAUAAAACAAAGUCAAGUAACAAUUCCAGUGAAGAUACAACCUCCCACAGGGACCCAGACGGAGAAAGCAACUCCUCAAAUGAGGUGGCACCAAAACUGAGUUAUCAGGGGAGUCCAACAAAUGGACAGCAUAAACAACCAUACUUGGCAGACCGCUUGGAAGAGAGGGAAGAAGAAAAAAAAGAAAAAGGAACAAAAAAAAAGGCUAAAUCUGUAAGUACUAGUAGUUCCAGUGAUGUAAACUGUGGAGGAGUGACUCAUGAGGAAGCAAGAGACAAAACGUAUGCAGAAAGAGAGUCACCACCUGCAAAAAAGGUACACCGAAAAAGCAACAGCAAUAAUGGCAGCAAUAGUAAUAGAGAGAAGGGCUCUUCGCAAGGGACGGAGGAGGAAAGCUGCUCCUGCACCUUCGGGACAAAAAGAAAACGCACAUGUCUAUCCACCACUGCAAGUAACACAAACAGCACCCAGAUGAUGGACCAUCUCCAAAGUGGUGAAACAGAAAAUGAUAACGGAGUGAAUACAAAGAACAAAUCCAGCAGUAGUACCAUCGAGAAGGAGAAUAAAUUUCAUUUAAAGGAGGACUUGGAAUUGCGCUACCUCAGCGGAUGUGAUAAUGCAAAGGGGGGAAACAACUUCGACUCGGGGGAAGACCGCAUUGGUGGUAAUGCCAACUCGUCCAGCAGGACUAGCAGCACCUAUAGAAGAUGCAGAAAGAAACACAAGCAAAGAUAUUUACACGGAGGGAAGAGAAAAAAAAGAAUUAAUGAAAGCCAUUCAACUGAUAGGUCCACCACGGGGGACAAGAAAAGUAUUCGUACUAUAUCGAAGGAGAGAAAAAGCGGGAAAACUGAGAAUGCACACCGAAGAAUGAUGAAGGACGGACGAAGAAACCGAGGCAGAAUAACCUUAAGCAAAAGUGAGAGUAGAGAUGGAUCCAACGGGGGAGGAAAAAUCAACGCGGGAAGGGAAACCACCGCUGGAGUGACAAACCGAGUUGCGACCGGUGGGGACGUAACACGGGAAGGAUAUGGAGAUAGUGCGGGUGAAUCCCUUGGAUCGGCAAAAUCACGGUGUGGAAAAGUAACAUCCCCUGCACCAGUAGCGAACUAA